GGCGGGCGGUCUGUUCGACUCCUGGCGCGCGUCGAACCACACGUCUGGACCCGGUGCGCGCUGGUUGUUUCGGAAGGAAGGAGGAAAACCGUUGCGUGUGUAUCGGGGAGUUCGAGUUGUCGCGGCGCCCGCGGAACAAUGCUUCCCUGCGAUGAGUGAGUCUCCGGCCCGGUCGCUGAUCUUCAAACUCGGAGAUAAUACAACUGGGGCGUGAGGACGCCACCCGAUGCGCCAUCGGACAUGGCUGAGACCACGCCACGGGCCUUCCUGGUGCUCCUGCUGACGUCUGUCCUGCCCGCCAGCCCGCAAGUGACCGACAGCAGGUGCUACCUGGAGAGCGGCGGCUCCGCUGAGAGCUUCUUCGUGUCCGAGGACCUGCCGGUGGGAUCCGUCAUAGGCUCGCUGCGCAUCAUCGGCGACCCCAGCGAGCUGACGGGCGACGUGGUGCUGAGGCUGAAGGAGGUGGACAGCCCGGUGCGCAUCUACCCGGGCAGCAAGAACAUCAGCCUGGCGCGCCGCCUGGACAAGGAGGGUAUAGAAGGUCCGGCCUCUGUGUACGUCAACGUCAUAUGCGACAGGAAGCGGACUGUGGACCCGGCCUUCGUGAUCCCGGUGAACAUCCGGGUGACUGACGCCAAUGACAACGCCCCGCAGUUCGUGAACGCCCCAUACAUGCUCAACAUCUCCGAGGUGACGGUGGUGGGCACGAGGGUGCUGCAGGGCAUCCAAGCCGUAGACGCCGAUCAGCAGGGGCCUUACUCCACCGUCCAGUACUCCGUCCUGCCCGGCAAACAUGCGGAGUACUUCGUGUUCGUGAACGGCCUGGAGGGCACUCUGCUGCUGAGGAAGCCAUUGGACUACGAGCUGCUGUCCAACUUCUCGGUCACCAUCAGGGCGCAGGACCAGGGCAGCCCGCCGCGCUUCUCCGACACCACGCUGUACGUGAACGUGAUCGACGCAGACGACCAGAACCCCAGGUUCUUCGACGACCGCUACACGGCCACGCUUCCCGACCGACCCGUCGCGGGCUCGCAGCUGAGGGUCUCGCCCAGGGACAUCGCCGCCUACGACCAGGACGUGGGCAUCAACGCCGACAUCUACUACACGUUCAACUCGGGAGGCGGCGACUACCGCUUCUUCGACAUGGACCGGCUGAGCGGCCGCGUGCUGGUCCGCAGGAGCGUGCCCGACGAGGAGCUGCUGCAGCCGGCCACGCUCGUCGUCAGGGCGACCCAGGUGGACAACCAGGACCGCUACGCCCUGGCCACGCUCACGGUGGGGCGGCUGGGCGCGCCCUCCAGCCAGCUGCAGUUCCUCCAGAGGACCUGGAGCGCCGGAGCGCUGGAGAACUCCCCCGUGGGCGGCGCGCUGCUCACCGUCGUCACCAACCGGCCCCGCGACAAGAGGCUGCGGUUCUGGCUGGACGACCCUAACGGCGAGAGUCGCUUCGCCGUGUCGGCCUCCGGAGACGUCCUGCUGCGACGGCCCCUGGACUUCGAGGCGGAGGACCGCUACGCCUUCCUCGUCCACGUCUCUGACGGCCGCGCGAACGACUCGGCGCUGGUGAACAUCUCGGUGCUGAACGUGAACGACUGGGACCCGCGCUUCCGCUACCCGCAGUACGAGUUCUUCGCCGAGGCGGGCGUGGCCCCUGGGGACGUGGUGGGGCGCGUCGAGGCGGCAGACGGCGACCGCGGGGACUCCGUGACCAUCUCGCUGGCGGGCCCCGCCGCCAGGAUGUUCUACGUGACGGAGUCAGGUGACAUCGUGGUGUCCGACAUAAGCUCCCUCAACACCAGCACUGUCCACCUGGUGGCCGUGGCCACCGAUUCCGGAGUGCCUCCUAGGCAGGCGUCGGCGCCGGUGAUCGUGCACUUCCCCGAGGCCAUGGUGACGGCGGCGGCGGGCGACAGCUGGCUGCCCGGCGGGUCCAGCUUCGUGAUGCUGGUGCUGUUUGGCUCGCUGCUCGCGCUGCUGGCGCUGGUCGUCGUGCUGCUGCUGCUCUACAUCUACAAGCACAAGCGGUCGAAGGCGGGUGCGCGGUCGGGCGCAAAGCUGCCGGGCUUCGUGCAGCACGAGAAGCUGCCGCCCUCGGAGGACCCCGGCUCGAGGUCCGGCGCGGCCGGCAAGAUGGACAACCCUGUGUUCGGGCAGGACGGCGGACCCUACACCGCCACCGUCAAGGGCCUGAUGGCGCGCGGAGCCGCCGGCUGCAACAACCCGCUGGCCAAGGCGGGCAAGCGCAAGGUGUCGCCCGCGCCGCAGCCGCCGCAGCUGCCGGGCGACGGUGGCGCGGCCGACGGCGACGGCGGCAACCUCCAGCAGCAGCAGCAGCCGGGGUUGGAGCUGGAACCCGGAACGCCGCCCGCGGAAGAAGAACGCGUGGCUGACCAGACGAACCUCACGGUGUACUUCUAGCGGCAGCCACCGCCGCGCCACCGUCGCUGCCGCCGCCAUUUUAAAAGCACUGUGAGUGAGGAGGAGGAGAGAACCUGGCGUAUUGCUGUUUGUUCGGAUCUCAUUGUGGCGUGCCGUGCGUAUCAAUUUAUUGUGUGCGUGAUACUGAUUCAACAAAGUGCAACUUUAAAUUAAUAAAAAUAAAGGACGUCAAGGUGGUAACCGCCUUUAAUGAUGCAAGUACAAAAACUGUCCUCGUUAAGCGUCUAAGGUUACAAAGACGGAAGUGCAAAACAAAUUGUAUUUUUUAUUUCUGUUUCGAGAGCUACGAAAGUGUUGAACAAGAAGAUUGUUUUUUUAUGUGUUUAAUGUACGCAAUCGUCUCGAUGGGUCUUACAGGCUCGGAUUUUCUGCUGACUGCUGACAUUUUGGACUUAAAUGUUGUUUUUACCUAUUUGUUCGUUUCUAUUCUCUACAUCACUUUGUGCUGUGGAAGAUAACUUAUCACAUCAGCUUAAUUUAUGUAGAAAACUUUCAGAUUUGGGGAAGAAGGGAAGGGGGUGUUGCAUUAAACUGCUGUGUUCGCAUUAGCGAAAUGUUUCAUUGUACAUCAAGGACUUUCACAAGAAGAGGUUAUUAAAGAGGAGAGGUAGUAACAUAAAGACGAAAUAUUGUUUUCAAUAAUUUUAGACGAUAAUAAUUUUCUUUUGUGUAAUUUUCAAAAUUUGAUUUCGUUAAAGCAUAGUGAUUACUUUUUGGAGUGCCUAAAGUUAAUAGUAACUUGUCUCGUGCAAACAUUUUCCCUAUGAAAUCAUUGGGGUUUUUAGGAAUUAAAAUUUCAUUUUUGUAAAUGACUAAAGCUGUGAUCACUAUGUUAUGGGCUUUGAAAAUCCCUUGUAAAAUAUCUGCUUAACGAAAGUAAAAUUUAAGUACUAAACGAUUGUCACGGCAAAAAGAAAACUAUUGACUCCAAAAUUGUGUCUUUCUGUACCUAUCCGUCCUCCUUAAUAGAAAUAUUUUAUUUAUUUCAAAUAAAUCUUAUUCCUCUAAGAGGAAUAUUCGAUGUAUAAGAAUAAAAUAUUCCCUGUAUGAUGUGUGCCUCGGAAUACUCUAACAAUUUAUAUUUUUUAUAAACCUAACAUGUGUUCUUUAAAACACAGUUAGCUUUUAUUUGAAUAAAGAGUUGUAAAAAUCGAUAUAUACCCUCAAUAAAUUAUGUUACCUAUGCUAAUAGUCAGAUAAAGUUGUCAAAGGUAUUUAUUUAUGAUUAAAUUAUGAUAAAUGUAUGUAAAUUAGUCAUUUAGUAGUUCCUUUUCAGUAAAAUUCGUGCGUUGUUUAAAACAUCACAAUGAUUUCUUAUAAAUUGAUACAUUCCUAAUUGUCCUUAAACAUAUGAAACAAAAAAAAAUAGGACUUUUAAAAAUUCAGACGAUCUCUGUAUAACCAAUUAAUGACUAUAGUUACAGUGAGAAAGAUAUCCCACAAAAAUUAAAAAUGUAAAGCUUUGAGUUUCCAGUAUAUCAAGAGGGAAAGCAUAAAAGCAUACACUUCAGAAAGCCUUUUCGACACGCCCGAAUACUUGCCUUUGUUAACCUUCGGGACUAUUUUUUAAACUUUAAAUUUAUCAUCCCCGCCACAAAAGGAAAUAAUUUGAAAUUUUCGGAAAUGAAAUUCUUGCUCCGUUUAACGUGUGCUCCGUAAUGCGUGAACCCACUCUGUUCGCAAACAGCUUGCCUCAACGACAGGUAUCAAAUGACGCAAGAUAAGAUUCUUGCUGCGGUAAUACAAAUAUUUUUCUCGUGUUUAAUUCUUAAGUACAUUUGCUAUGUCAAUUGAUGCCUUUAUGUAACGUGUUUUUUUUUUUUUUUUUUUUUUUUUUUACUUAAAAUUAAAUAUCGUAGUUGCAAGAAAGAAAGCAUUCGGGCGUGUUGAAAAGGCUUUGUGAACUGUAGGCUUCCCAUAUCUGGAGAAACUUCUUGUGCCAUGGACUAAAUAUGAGUAUAGUCUGCGUGACCCAGUUGCACAAUAGAAGUUUAUUUGAGUGCAUCUUUGAACGGCUUAUUUGUCAACAGACUUGCAAAAAGUCACGGUGUCAUGGCAUACGCAGCUGAUAGGCUACUUAUGUGAGGUUAUGGAAUAUCAUUAAGCUCUGUUUGUCCAAGUUUCAAUGCAUUUAGAAGUCGAUGUUUCAUUGCUGGUGAACUGUUUGUUCCUCUAAAAACUACUUCACAUUCAAUCAUUUUAAGUAAUCGUGGAAAUAAUACAUUAAACAAACGAACGUGUCAAUGACAUUAUUUGGACAGUCCUGAUGGCAGAUCUUAAUUCAAUGUUAGCCUCAUACACAGAUAUACAAUAAUAAUUUGUCAAUAAUAAUUUGUCCAUAUAAUAUUAUUCUAUGACUUGUGCCCUCCAUUUGUUAAGGUCAUGUUGAUUUUUUUGGUCAUUACUUUUUUUAUUUUUUAACUAGAUACAUUCCUCUAAUUUUUUCUGUCACAAAUAAUGUUAACAGUUAACUAUUUCGCCGCGCUGUCGUUGACAGAAGUUUAACUAAGGGUAGUUUAAAAAUACCUUACCUUUUUUAACUACUGAUAAGUUUUUUGCUUCACCACACAUUUCUUGUGUUUCCCUAACUUCAGGCAGCUAAGCCUGAUUAAACUUUAUUAAAGUUCGUUAAAAAUUCAAUUACAAGCAGUGGCCAUUCUAUUUUGUUUGUUUUUGGGUCAUAUAAGUUAAGUUUGCAAACAAAUAUAGUUCAUAAAGAAAAAAUAUUUUAGUUACUUGUUGUAUUAAUUUUACAAACAAGUUUUUUUAAAGUAUUUCAAAUGUUAUUUUUAAGUUAACAUUUUAUAAAUCGCCCUUAAAUAAAUUUUAUAACGAGAAUGAAAAAAAUCAACAUGGCGUAGUACGGAGCCUUAGGAACUCAUAUUCUGGGUCUUUUUCAUUCCGGCAGUUUAUUAACAAACAAGAUGAUACAUACUUGAAUUACUGCACAUGUCACUCAGUAGUACUCGUGUGGGGUGGAUUAUUCUCGCUGCAGUAACUAUAGUUCAAAUUUUUUAGUUUAUUUAUUCAGAAAUGUCCCAUAUUAGGCAGCUAAAGCAGUCGUUUAGUAAGAUAAAUUACUAAUAUGUGUGAAAACAAAUGAAGUUAAUAAAAUUGUUAUAUUUAACUAAAAUUAAUGUAAUAUAUUUUUUAACAAUAAUGUUAUACAUUGGUAUGUAUCUGUUCAUUAAAAAACCAUUAAAAUAUUAUAUACACCUAUGUGUAUAUGAAAUACACACAUACAUGCAUAUAUAAUUAUAUGAAAACUUAUUCACAUAUUUUAAUUCAGAUAAGUGUGCUUUAGUUCUGAGCGCUUGUAUUGUAUGUUUACUUGCCUAAAAUAUAGGAUCACAGUUAUGUGACACGGUGUGACACAGUGACUCGGAUGUAAACAAAUAAACUUGAGUACUACUGUAUUUUGAGUGUCAGAAGAGAAAUAGCUUUCUUUUCUUGCAAAAAAAAAUUGUAAUAAUUCUCAUUUAUCGAAGCCAAAGUGAUAUUGUAUAAACUGUUGUAUGUUAUUCUUUUUAAUUUAAUAAAGUUUAUUUUAGAA
Bacillus rossius redtenbacheri is the source of this 5992-nucleotide messenger RNA. It is a transcript of the gene Cad96Cb, whose product is annotated as protocadherin Fat 4. NCBI's taxonomy places the organism in Eukaryota, Metazoa, Arthropoda, Insecta, Phasmatodea, Bacillidae. Gene Ontology annotation, cellular component: plasma membrane. Gene Ontology annotation, molecular function: calcium ion binding. The transcript is spliced from 19 exons. The record is from RefSeq and is a predicted model, not a curated record. The coding region runs from base 241 to 2418 and encodes 725 amino acids. Gene Ontology annotation, biological process: homophilic cell-cell adhesion.